GGUGCACAAGUUAUAAAGUUGGGAAACUAAACCCAUCAUCAUCACGUGCACCCUCUUUCGCCGGCGUUGCUUUUGUUUGCUACGGAGACUUGCCAGUUGCCACCUCUUUUUGUACAAAAAAAUAUUUAUAACAUGAGCCUGUCACAGAAAAGAAAAAGACCAGAAUCUAACCCAGCCAGUGGUCUAGCUGAAUCUGACCAGCAAGUGGUACUCAAUUUUAUCAAAAGCAAAGGCGAAGACGCGACCACGAAAGGUAACAUAAAUAAAGAAACAAAGGUGCCAACCCAAAUUGUUACCAAGUGCAUCGACAACCUCCUAGCUUUGUCACUGAUCAAAAAAAUACCACAUGCCCAUUUCAAAGGGGACUACUACAUUGCAACGGAAUUCAAGCCUUCAAACGCUGUCAGCGGUGGUGAAUGGUAUCUCGAUGGUAAACUUGAUACACAAUUCAUCAAUGAACUCAAAAAUGCAUGUUUACAUAUUGUUAAAAGCCUGAAAGUGGCAACAGCUGAGGGAGUUCAUGAAGUUUUCGAGAAACGUAGGCUGACGAAUGUAGAGUGCACAAGCCAGCAAAUAAGUGAGAUAUUAGGUAGUAUGGUUCUUGAAAAUUUGAUUAUUGAGGUUAAGAGCAGUGGGCAUGGGGAGUAUCAUUCGAUCCCGGUUGGAAACGUGUGUUAUAGGUGUCCUGUAGGAAAUCUUAAGCGGGGUCCGGACAGAGGGGCGAUGGCUUCGAUUCCUUGUGGCGUUUGCCCCCGGAUCAGAGAGUGCACACCUGAUGGGCUUAUAUCUCCAACUACUUGUGUUUACUACACUAAAUGGUUGGAUUUUUGAUAUAAACUAUGCUCUCAGUUAUCAUUUAUAUUACUGUUUUUUACAUUCUUAGGAAUUUGACCUUUAUUAAUGAGGAGCAUGGAUGGCUUUUAACCAUAACAGAAAGUUAUUUGCGCGUGUGUUAUCAAAUGAUAUUGUAAUUGUUUUUUUU
Helianthus annuus (common sunflower) is the source of this 982-nucleotide messenger RNA. RefSeq names its product DNA-directed RNA polymerase III subunit RPC6. The coding region runs from base 133 to 831 and encodes 232 amino acids. The record is from RefSeq and is a predicted model, not a curated record. Gene Ontology annotation, cellular component: RNA polymerase III complex. Lineage: Eukaryota; Viridiplantae; Streptophyta; Magnoliopsida; Asterales; Asteraceae. Gene Ontology annotation, biological process: transcription by RNA polymerase III. The transcript has 2 exons.